AAAUUAUGUCUCAAUUUUACAUUUUAUUAUAUCAAUUAUAUUAAUUUAUAAUUAUAUAAUAGUUUUGUAUUAAACAACGUUAGUUGUUUACAAUAUUUUACAAAAUCGUUGAAGAAUAAUUAAUUAGCUUUACGAGCCAAAUUAAACUGCCGAAUGUCAAAGUCGAAGAGAAUAUUGUAUUAUCCACUCAGUUGAGAAGACUAUGCCAGAACUUGAUCAACAAAAACAGCAGUGUCUGGACUUAAAGGCAAUGGAAACUCUUGAUCGGUCAUCACCGGAAUUAUGGCCAGAACCUAUGCCAGGCAUGUCUGGUUUUGCUCAACAUAUUCGUUCAUCAUCUUCAAAUGAAAAACAACCUUCUUGGAAACAACCACCUGAUGCUCAUGAUAUGAUAUUAGUACAUCGUUACAGCCAAAUGCCUCUGGCUCCACUUUUAGAUGAAUUAAAAUCACUUUAUGAUUUUGCUUAUAACUUAGGUUUAGAAGAGUCAAAAGAAAUGACUCGAGGAAAAUAUUUAAAUAUAUUCACUCGUAAUUUAAAAAAAUCAAAUGAUUAAUUAUUUUUAAACAAAUAAUUCUCAAACUAUUUUUUUAUCAAUAACAAUUAAAAUAAAUGAGGAAAUUACCUUUUUCUUGGUAAUUUUUCAUUUUUUAAGAAAUAAAAAAAUAAUUUGAUAAAAAAUGUUUUAAAUCUAAAUAUAAUAUUAUAAAUAAAUAAAAAUGAUAUUUAUAAUUAAAUUUGAAUUAAUAAGAUUAUCUUAUGAACAUUAUCAUUUAAAUGAAAUUAUUAAUUGAUCUUGCUUAAAUACACAUUGCAUAGUGUUUGGGCAGUUAUUUAUACUUUUUUAAUUUUGGCAAUAUUAAAAUCAUUUUUAAAACUAUAUUUAAAAAAAAUAUAUUUUAAUUUUUAUUGCUACCAAUAGUUUUCAUUUUUAAUGUUUAGAAAUUGCCUUAUAACUAUUUAAUAAAAAACAAUCAUGUACCACUUUUUAUUAAAUUUUAGCUAACAGAUUAUUCUUAGGUACGAGUUUAUGUACACAAUUGAAAUAUUUUACAAGAGAACAAUGUAAUUUAAUACCUUACCACAAUGACAUUACAUUUUAAAAUUCGCAAAAAAAAAUAUUUUGUGUAAUUUAAUAUUAUGAUAUAUCAAACUAUUAUAAAACGAUAUUAUUAUCAAACUUUUGUUCUAAUGUCAAUGUUUUAUCAAAAUAUCAAUAUUAAUAUAAUUGCCCAACACUAUGUAAUAGUAAAAAUAAUUUUUUUUUUAAUAUUUAGAAGGUAAAAGUUAUAAUUUAAGUGUAUUUCAGAUGUGUAUUGUGUGUGAAUAAAUAUAAAUUAAUUAUUA
This is a messenger RNA of Daktulosphaira vitifoliae (grape phylloxera), 1347 nucleotides long. It is a transcript of the gene lin-52, whose product is annotated as protein lin-52 homolog. Gene Ontology annotation, biological process: regulation of DNA-templated transcription. Bases 203 to 556 code for a protein of 117 amino acids. Gene Ontology annotation, cellular component: DRM complex. The transcript is spliced from 3 exons. Lineage: Eukaryota; Metazoa; Arthropoda; Insecta; Hemiptera; Phylloxeridae. The record is from RefSeq and is a predicted model, not a curated record.